GAGAGGAAGGGGAAGCUGGAAGGAAGUUAUUGGUUUCACAUUUAUUCAAAUAGUUUGGCAGGGUUUAGCCUGGUAUUCAAAACACAUAGAUCCCUACUGGGUUCAAACCCUUCAUUGUAAAACAGUGGAUUGUGAGAUAAAUAGGAAAAUCUAUGUUUUUGUCGAAAACUUGUUUCACGGAAUAGCUGUGUAUUCCGGGGUAGCCCUAGUGGGCAGACUUGAAGAUGAAACAGAAGGGUUGAUUGGAGUCCUACUCUGGAUCCUUGGAAUAAUGUCUGCAGGAGCUCCUCUCCUCUUCGCUGUAGUUAUUCUUCUUCUUGAUCUCACCAUGACGUAUGAGACUCGGACAAAUGGAGUUACUGAGAUCGGGGUCGCUAUUGCUAAAACAGUCUGGUUCGAUAUUAUACCGUCAGGUUUACUUUUGUGUUGGUUUCUUGGACAAUGUCUCAACGGAUUCACAAGAAUUCGGUCGUCUUCCUCGCGCGAAACGGCCAGCAAAUUGAUUGGCGCAUUUCUUAUCGUGUUCCAUACUGUACACUUGGCAAGCAUCAUAGUGUAUGUUGUUGCUAAAUCACAACCCGUCACAACACAGAUAAAGUUGGCAACUGUUAUUGGUUGGUUGCUUGAGAUUGGAUACAGCCUGGCCGCCCUUGCUAUUCCCUGGUGCUGGUUAGCUGGUCUUCUUAUACCAAGACGGGAUUCCACGGUAGACUCAGUGGAAGUAAAUCUGAAGCUAGCGAAACAAAACAAAUCCAGGAAUAUCAUAAAGUACAAGAAGGAGAAGUCUAAUGUACAGACACCUCCCACAACACCUUUUAAGUUCAAACCUGAGGUUACCUCCUCUCCUAGUGUGCACUCCCAGGAUAACUCAUCUGUUGUUAUGAGAACGAAUGGAACAGAUGCAAGUAAAGACAAGAGUAAGAGGAGUUCCUAUCUAGAAGCUGUAUCUAUGGGUUCUUUAAACAUGCAGGAAUCAAACCCGCCUAAG
Eurytemora carolleeae is the source of this 988-nucleotide messenger RNA. RefSeq lists its product as uncharacterized. The record is from RefSeq and is a predicted model, not a curated record. Lineage: Eukaryota; Metazoa; Arthropoda; Copepoda; Calanoida; Temoridae.